Oncorhynchus nerka (sockeye salmon) is the source of this 2343-nucleotide messenger RNA. RefSeq names its product C-type lectin domain family 18 member A-like. The record is from RefSeq and is a predicted model, not a curated record. NCBI's taxonomy places the organism in Eukaryota, Metazoa, Chordata, Actinopteri, Salmoniformes, Salmonidae. Bases 92 to 1483 code for a protein of 463 amino acids. The transcript is spliced from 11 exons.
GUGAACGAGAGGGAGAGAAGAGCAGGGUAAAAGAGGGAGCCACUUGUCCACAAGGAGUUUAGAGUACUUGGCACUAUUUACCUCAGUAGCCAUGGGGUCUCUAACGGGACCCUUGUGUCUGCUUCUGUUUUUCAUGGUGACCCUCCAGACCCAGUACCUCACCCAGGCGAAUAGGAUAAGCACGGAGAAACCGAGCCGCGCUGAUUCAUCUGAGAGCGGGCUUGGAUUGAAGGAGCAUUUUCUGAUUGUUACACAGCACAAUAGGCUGCGCAGCUGGGUCACCCCCAUGGCCGCUAACAUGCAAAAAAUGGACUGGAGUGAGAAGCUGGUUCUACUUGCCCAGGAGAGGGCGGAGUCUUGCCACACAGACCCCUCUCCUCAGGACCAACAGCUCCGCCACAUUGGCUGGAACACCCAUCACUCAGCCCAUGCCACAACUUCAUUUGCUGAGGUCAUUGACUCAUGGUUUGAGGAAGGGAGGGACUUCAUGUACUUGAGUGGGCAAUGCAGAGAGAAUGCUACCUGCCAACACUACACACAGUUGGUGUGGGCCACCUCCAGUAAUGUGGGCUGUGCCAGACAGUUGUGUCUGAGGCGUGAUGCUCUCUGGGAGCUGUUUGUCUGUGCAUACUCUCCUGGGGGUAACUGGGAGGUGAAUGGGAGGUUGGUGGUGCCCUAUGUGUCUGGCUUCUCCUGUUCUCUCUGCACCUCUUCCAUGUCAGGCUGCUUCAGACUGUGGGACCAUGUGGGAGGACUGUGUGAGACCCCCAGGAACCCAUGUCGCAUGAGCUGUGGGCAGCAUGGUCGUCUGAACAUCUCCUCCUGCCAGUGUCAUUGUGGACCUAGGUUCACCGGACGAUUCUGUCAGGUGCGCUGCAGUGUGAAGUGUGUGCAUGGCCGCUACAAAGAAGAGGAGUGCUCCUGCAAGUGUGAUGUUGGUUAUGGGGGUGCUGAGUGUGCAGAGAAGCAGCAGUUUCCCUUCCACAGCUGUGACGUGAGGAUAGAUGGAGAGUGCUUCAUGGUGUCUCCAGAGGUCGACACCUACUAUGGAGCCAAGACCCACUGUCAGGAGCGAGGAGGGAUUCUGGCCCAGAUCCACAACCAGAAAGUUCAGGACAUCCUCGCAUUUUACCUCAGCCAGCUGGAGCCCAGCAACGAGGUCACAGACCCUGACUUUGAGACACGCAACUUCUGGAUCGGGCUGACAUAUAAACCCCUGAAGGACUCUUUCCGCUGGGACUCAGGAGAAAUCCCCACAUACAACAGCUUCGCCUUUGGACAGCCUGACAACCAGGGCUUCGGGAACUGUGUGGAGCUGCAGGCUUCCAGCGCCUUCAACUGGAACGACCAGCGCUGUAAGACAUGCAACCGAUACAUCUGCCAGUAUGGUGAGAGAACACAACUCUACGAGAGACAGAAAGAGACAGAGGUGAGGGAGGGAGAGAGAGGUGGAGUGAAACAGAGAGAUUCUGAGAUAUUCUAAUCAAGGAAAUCUGUCCUCACACUGCAUCCAGACUCAUUACCAUUAGAUGUAGCAUUCACUGAUAUAUCUUAAAACUCUCUAAACCUGCAGGUGGUUUAAAACACCUGUUGGACAUUGACAUCACCGUGACAACAUAUUAAGAGAGACUGACAGCAGCUCGUAAAAACAGACAGAGCGGAGUUCAAACACUAUCGGUAGAAGUUACCAGUACACACAGAUCUAGGAUCAGCUUACUAUCCCCAAAUUCUGACCUUAAAUCAGCAUGCAAGGGAAAGACAUCAGGACCCUAAAUCUUUACCUGGUCUCUCUGGCUGAGGGAUGCUGGAGUCAAAGUGAGUGUUCGGUGUAAAACCCAAGCAGAGAACACAUAAACACAUCACAGCCCUAACUCCUGAUCUGGGUGCAGUGUUUACCGUCUGUGUUUACGAGGGAGAGGCUGUGUGACACGGCCCACACGUUUUAAUGAUACACUCAGCUGGAAUCAAUGGCACUCAGGGCUCCUCAUAAAGAGCCUUUUAGAGAUCGAUAUACGUCAGGCCUACAAUGGAACCAGACACACACACACAUUUCUCCCCUCUAUAAUUCACCAGAGUGAUGGAGUCAGAAUUGGAGGGUGGUAUUGUUUGUUUGGGUUUGGUUAAUUGUGUGCGUUCUAGGCAGGUGUCGAGCGCUGCAAUCUCAUAUUGAUCAUCCAGGGCCGUCCUAAUCCAGUCAGUGUUGCUGGACGUUUUUAACAGCUCACCGUUUAAAAGCUCUGAAUCUUGAUGGAAAACCAUAGGCUUCUUAGAGCGAGAGGCCUUUGUGUACAGAAGGGUCAGUAAAGAGGAUUGGAGAGGAGUGUGUGGGUAGGUGUGUGUGCG